Messenger RNA from Phaeoacremonium minimum UCRPA7, 1356 nucleotides. Its product is annotated as putative amidophosphoribosyltransferase protein. Gene Ontology annotation, cellular component: cytoplasm. Gene Ontology annotation, molecular function: amidophosphoribosyltransferase activity. The transcript has 8 exons. The record is from RefSeq and is a predicted model, not a curated record. Gene Ontology annotation, biological process: purine nucleotide biosynthetic process. Bases 1 to 1356 code for a protein of 451 amino acids. Lineage: Eukaryota; Fungi; Ascomycota; Sordariomycetes; Togniniales; Togniniaceae.
AUGUGUGGAAUUGUCGCCCUCAUCCUCGCCGACACCUCGUCGGAUGCGGCAGCAGACUUGCACGAGAGUUUGUACUAUUUGCAACACCGUGGCCAAGAUGCUUGUGGUAUAGCCACAUGUGCUGCUGGAGGUAGAAUCUUCCAAUGCAAGGGCAAUGGAAUGGCAUCCAAGGUCUUCGAGGAUGGCAAGCGCGUCGCGGACCUCCCAGGAUACUUUGGCAUUGCCCAUCUGCGCUAUCCGACUGCUGGAACCAGCUCGAGCGCCGAGUCCCAACCAUUCUACGUCAACUCCCCUUACGGUAUCUGCUUCGCGCACAACGGCAACCUGAUCAAUGCCCCCGCUCUGCGCACUUACCUAGACAAGGUGGCCCACCGUCACGUCAACACCGACUCCGACAGCGAACUGAUGCUCAAUGUCUUCGCCAGCGACCUCAAUGAGACCGGCAAGGCUCGUGUCAACACCGACGACAUCUUUAGCGCUCUGGCCAAGACUUACAUGCGAUGUGAGGGAGCAUGGGCCGUCACAGCUAUGAUUGCUGGGUUUGGUAUCCUUGCUUUCCGGGACUCUUUCGGCAUCCGGCCUCUUUCACUUGGUUCCCGUCCGUCAGCCACCAUCGAAGGCGGGAUGGAUUACAUGUUUGCCUCUGAGAGCAUUGCCCUGCGCCAACUCGGAUUCAAAGACAUUCAAGACAUUCUUCCAGGUCAAGCUGUCUUCAUUCAGAAAGGUGGAAAGCCACAAUUCCACCAGGUGGUACCAGCCCAGGGUUACUCUCUUGACAUAUGUAAGCAAGUUCUGAAUUUCAUUUUCAAUAUUGUGCGUGGAAAUACGAGCCGGGAAAUCGUAAGUGUGGCUCGCGAAGCUGGCGCUCGCAAGGUCAUUUUUGCCAGCUGUGCACCCCCGAUCAUCCAUCCACACAUUUAUGGCAUUGAUCUAGCAAGUCCUGAGGAGCUUAUUGCACAUGAAAAGACUAGGCAAGAUAUUGCAAAGCACAUCAAUGCCGAUGAAGUCAUCUACCAGAGCCUCGACGAUCUCAAGGCGGCCUGUUUUGAAGCUGCCCCUGAUACUCCUGUCACCGACUUUGAGUGUGGCGUAUUCUGCGGCCAGUAUACCACCCCAGUGCCAGAUGGCUACUUUGAGCAUCUCAGUCACUUGCGAGGGAAGAAGCGAAAGAUUGGCGCUGGCGAGAGCGUCCCGAAUUCGGCUUUGACUGGCAAUGGAGGCCCUGUAAGUGUUGCGGUGCAUGGUUCGGAGAAUAAGGCCCCGCGCCUCACAAACGGUGAGGCCAACGGCCACGGUGCAGACCGGAAUCCGGAGAACCGUGUCGAUAUAAGUCUGCACAACCUCGCCACGGAGUAG